Messenger RNA from Metopolophium dirhodum (rose-grain aphid), 712 nucleotides. RefSeq lists its product as uncharacterized. Bases 146 to 511 code for a protein of 121 amino acids. Lineage: Eukaryota; Metazoa; Arthropoda; Insecta; Hemiptera; Aphididae. The record is from RefSeq and is a predicted model, not a curated record. The transcript has 3 exons.
CCCAUCCGUGGACCUUAUAUAUAAGGCACUCCACGUCCAAUGAACCAUCACAGUAGAAACCUGAAGAUUUCUUGUCAGUUUUUCAUCGUCUGCUAAACUCGUCUUGUGAAAAACACUAUACACUUAUCACUAGCCAACAAUCAACAUGAACCGUCUGUCAAUUGUUUUGGUUAUUGCAUUUGUCAGUUACUCACUGGGUGCACCGGAAAACAUUGAAUCGCACAGAGCAGACAUAAAUCAUGACUUAGAGCACAGCAGUGACCAUGAACUUGAGAAACAGAAUGGAUAUGGAGACGGAAAUGUAAACAGUGAUCAAUUUCCAAUACAUGAUUGUUCUAGAAAAGGAAAUUUAAUUUUGAUGCCUCACCGUGAUCGAAAGCAAAAAAAUCGUGAAGGAAUGUGUGAUGCAUUGUGUAGAGUAGCUUGUGCUUCGGGAUUUGAAACAAGUGAAUGUUUUCAAUGUAUAAUUAAUGUUUGUCUAGAAAAAAACUUUGAUAUAGUUAAAUUUUAAAAUGUAUGUAUAUUUAGGAUUUUAAAUGUACAAUUUUUGUGAAUUUAUUUGUAUACGAAGAAUGCAAUAAUGUAGUCAAUUAAUUUAAUUUUAUGCAAUUUCAUUGAAGAAAUCAUGAUAAUUUGUACUGAGAUGUAUGCAAAUUAAAUUUGAUACAUUUUUGUUUAUGUAAUUCUGUAUAUUAUAUUAUAUUAUACAUAA